Knipowitschia caucasica is the source of this 867-nucleotide messenger RNA. The record is from the annotation of a GenBank genome assembly. NCBI's taxonomy places the organism in Eukaryota, Metazoa, Chordata, Actinopteri, Gobiiformes, Gobiidae.
AUGGAAGAAGUGUUCAAGGCUGCCACGUUUGAGAUCACCCGUUUGGUGGAAGAUAUAUUUUUGGUAGAAGUCAAGCAGUGCAGGGAACAAGUGUGCACCCUCAAAAGAAGACUCAAACUGGCUGAGAGCAAAAGGAAGCGAAGAGAGGCAGCAGAUAAUCGGGGAUGUAGGAACUGUGGCUGUGCAAAUGCUGGGCAGCCUCAGGUGUCAAAUGAGAAGGCAGUGAAUGUACAGACAGAAAUAAGUGUCAAACAGGAACAAGAAAUGCCUGAAGAAGUCAAAUAUGAAAUGAAAUCCCCAAUGGCCUCCCCGAGUAAACAACAGGAUUCUUCAGAUAUUCGAAACUUGAUAAAUGUUGUGAAAAUGGAAAGCAAUGAAGAUGAACCCAGCGUUGGACCAAGCCGCCAAGUGAUUGAACCUGAAUUCCAAUCCAGCUGGAAGACUCAGUUUGAUCAAAAAUCCACAUAUCAACAGGACAAUGAAAAAGAGCAAGAAGUGACCAUCACUUCCAAAGCGAUUCUUGAAAGUAUCAAAUGGCCCGAUUCCGAAAAAAGGGACGACAGUGACAGCGACAAUGAUGUGCCUGUUGAAACAGUCAGUGUUACCACAGGUUUCUUGAGAACCUUUAUUGAACAAGCAUCUUCAGACCACCUGCGCCAGCUGCUGAAAUUCUGGAUCGGGUGGGAGGUGCCUGUAGGAAGAUUAAAACUACAAGUUGUAAAAUCAAGAGGGAUGAACCAUCUCCCAACCUCAAGCACUUGUUUCGAACGCCUUCGAAUUCCGAACCAUUAUAAAACUUACCAGGCUUUUAAAGCUGAUAUCAUGGCUUGUUUGGAAUCUGUGGAAAGUGGUUUUGGGCUUGUGUAG